Molecule: messenger RNA, 1179 nt
Organism: Exophiala spinifera
Lineage: Eukaryota; Fungi; Ascomycota; Eurotiomycetes; Chaetothyriales; Herpotrichiellaceae
Exons: 2
Coding region: 1-1179 (392 amino acids)
Source: RefSeq, a predicted model, not a curated record
AUGGAUCAAGCCUUGCCCUUGACCCUGCAAGCUGUUCCGUUUGCAGCCCAGCACUAUGAUAAGGUCUGGGAUCCCAUCCAUCAUCGGUACAAGAAGGCCCGCGGAAGAGUGCCCAGAGAUGACCCUAGUGUCUGGGAAAUGCGCACCCCCGAAGAGAAAGGACUGGUUCUGCGCCGGCGGCGGGACGUGGGUUCGGACGAAGAGAUCGUGGAAGUUGUGAGACAUCGAGGAGAUAUUCUACCGAGGCGCCCAGGUCGACCAAGACGGAGAGCCAGCUCCAUGGACAAUGCUAGAGCUGCAGCUGCAGGCGCCGCAGUCGGUGCUGGAGCUUCCGCCAUGGUGCCCUACAAGGAUCGUCGAAAUGGUCGUCGAGACUCGCGGGAUGAUUACUACGAUUCUGAAGGCUCCGUCCCUCCUCGAUCUCGUGUCCGACCCAAGUCAACCUCAGGACGGUCCCGCCGACGACGGGGAUCCUCAAGUUCCUCCUCAUCCUCCGAAAGUCUCUUGUCGUCCACUGAGGAGGAAAAGAAUUGUCGUAAACUGCAGCGCAAGAAAUGGAUUACCGCCGCCCUAGCAAGUGUUGCGACCAUCCAUGCGGCUUCGAAGGUGUACUCUUCGAUUGAAGCACAUGACAAACGGAUAGCCAAAGUCCGCGAAGGCCAGCUAUCGCCAGAAGACGCCCACAAACAGCAGCGCGCUGCCCGGUGGCAAGAUGCUGCUGCCAUCGGCAUUGCUGCAUUGGGGAUCAAAGGUGCUGUCAGUGAGUGGAACGAGGUCACUGCAGAGCACAGCGAACACCAGAAGAUGCUUUUAGAGAGGGAAGAGCACCAUAAAAAGCGGCUGGAGCGUGAGCGCCGUAGACGAGCCAGAGAAAAAGGCGGCUACUACAAAGGUCGAGAUGGGCAGUGGUACUACGAUGGACCUGUUCCACAGAGCAGUGAGAGUCAUCGAAGUAGUGGUGGUGGCGGUGCGGCAGGGUAUUACGACGACUCCAAUCUCAUUAAGGACUCUGAUCGUCGGCAAAAAAUGAUCCGCGACGACGUUGCUUAUAGCGAAGACUACCGAUCACGAUCUCGUGCGACUCCAAGCCCCCCUCGACAUAGAAAGCUGGAAAAAACCCGCACAACAGUUGGCAAUUUUGGUCUUGAUGCUUUGGGUGAUGUGAUGGAAAAGAUCUAG